Pocillopora meandrina is the source of this 1709-nucleotide messenger RNA. The record is from the annotation of a GenBank genome assembly. Lineage: Eukaryota; Metazoa; Cnidaria; Anthozoa; Scleractinia; Pocilloporidae.
GGCGGAAGCGUGACAGAGGGUUAUAUUUCGACAAGCCAUGGAUCUACCGGAGAAAAACUCAUCCUAUAAGCAGCAGGAAUACUGGGAUAGACGCUUUUCGAAAGAGGACAACUUUGAAUGGUGCAAAAGCUACAAAGAUUUCGAACAUUUAAUCAACGAACAUGUGAACCGUAGUGAUCGAAUACUCAUUUUAGGCUGCGGAAAUAGCUCUUUAAGCGAAGACAUGUACUGUGACGGAUAUAGAAAUAUCGUUAAUAUCGACUUUUCAGCUGUAGUAAUUGAGAAUAUGAAACGGAAAUGCAAAGAUUUAACCGAGAUGCAGUGGAUGGUGAUGGACAUGACAAACAUGACGUUCCCAGAAGGUUCGUUUGAAGUCAUUAUUGAGAAGGCAACUUUGGAUGCACUAAUGGUGGAAGAAAGAGAUCCUUGGAACCCUACAGGAGAUAUACGAAAUAGUAUGGAUUGUGUUCUAUCGCAGGUUAAUCUUCACUCUGUAACUUCUAUGUUAUAUAUAAUUUCAAUUUUAGCAUUUUUUCCUCUCAAAAAUUGUUUUCAGUCAGGGUAACAGAAGAGGAGGGGAGCCUCUUACCUUCCAUUCCUCCCUCGUGGAGAAAAUUACUUUUUUACAAGCUGCUACUUCAUGCGUAUGGAACUUUGAUGAAAUUCGCUAAUUAUCUGUGUUGGUACGCAUUUAACUUACAACAAUGUGCCAUAAUUGUGGAAAAACAAUUUGAAGGUACAUUAUCACAGUGUUUAUGUGAUAAUGCUUGAGUGUAGAGUGUCUCUUUGCUUAAUAUAUGAAUAUGAUGUACCUGUGUUGUAACAUUCUAUCCCUUGUUUCUUUCCACAGGUGUCUAAAAUUUUAAAAGAUGGAGGACGCUUUAUUUCUGUGACAUUUUCACAGCCUCAUUUUAGAAAACCUUUUCUUGCAAAGUUGCAAUAUAAUUGGUCAAUAUCUCAACAGACAUUUGGUGAAUCCUUCCAUUUCUUUUUCUAUGUGAUGGAAAAAGGAAGACCAAUGAGUGAUGAGGACAAAGAGUUGGAAAUUUAUGUGGAAAAUAAAACAAAACAUGACAAGGAUAACAAGGCUGAAAAUGAACCGUGUUGUAGAGUUGCUGAAGACACUGAGGAUUUUUUAUUUUAUGUAGCUUUGUAACAAUACUCUGAGCAGGUGCUCAAAUUAUUCCCGGAACCAGUUGCAAAUGAGUUUGACCAGAAAGCCUGAGCAAAUUAGAUGUCACAUAUUGUAGAGCUGGAGGAAACUCUUUCCCAGGUCUCUACUCUCUUGCUCAUGUUACUUUGAAAAUCAUUGAUUGCUUGAUUGAGGGAUGCUUAACCCUGUAACUCCCAGAUGUGAUCAACAUGUAACUUCUCCCUAUAAUAUCCAUACAUUAACCAGCAAACAGGUAAUAAGAAUACCAAAGUUAUCAAGUGGAAGUUGUUAUCUUCAUCUUACACCAAAUUCUUGUCACUAAUAAAUUAUUUACAAGGAAAUGUGUAGCAGCUAGAGGGGAGAAUUGACAAUCAGAUCUUAGGAGUUAAAGGGUUUAUACAAGUUUAAUUGUAUGUUGGAUUGACCAUGUGAAUAGGUUAUUUUUCCUAAAACCAGAUAAAGAGUGGUUUGUAAGUUGUAAAGGAAAUAUAUGCCAAGGAAUUUCAGUGCUUGGGGGCUUGUAAAGAAAAUGUCAUUUUCAUCUGAGUUGGCAAAU